Glycine soja is the source of this 1725-nucleotide messenger RNA. Its product is annotated as probable sugar phosphate/phosphate translocator At3g17430. Gene Ontology annotation, cellular component: Golgi apparatus; endosome; trans-Golgi network. Lineage: Eukaryota; Viridiplantae; Streptophyta; Magnoliopsida; Fabales; Fabaceae. Gene Ontology annotation, molecular function: antiporter activity. The record is from RefSeq and is a predicted model, not a curated record. The transcript is spliced from 9 exons. Bases 382 to 1527 code for a protein of 381 amino acids.
GUACCACCAAUGUUGCAGGUGCGUUACUCAUCAAGUCAUCCUCUGCUCUGCUGCAUCACAUUCACACCAUUUCACGCACAUGCUCCCUCACGCGCUUUCUUUUCGAUUUCAACGUCACUCGCGCUCGCGCCAUAGAUCGCCACAAUUUAUCUUCUCCCACUUUUUUUCUGCACGUGCCCCUUUUUUCUCUUCUUCAUGUUCCAGCGUUUGAAUCGAUGCUGCAACUCCAAAGAUACGAACUUUACUUCAUUUUAGGAAAUGGGUCUUAAACAACUGCGGUCAACCCUUGCCAAUUUUGAAUUCUCGUGUAACUGAAACUGCUUCUGCUGCGGAAGCUUCUUUCUUUGGGGGCCACAAGGAUUCUCGUGUAACUAAACUCCAAUGAUGAACAAAACUCUUCUCACUUAUUUCUACUUGUUCAUCUACAUUUUGCUUUCUUCUGGAGUCAUUUUGUACAACAAGUGGGUUUUGUCUCCAAAGUACUUUAACUUUCCGCUUCCAAUAACACUCACCAUGAUUCACAUGGGCUUUUCUGGGGCAGUGACGUUUUUUCUUGUCCGGGUCUUUAAGGUUGUCACUCCUGUUAAAAUGACAUUUGAAAUAUAUGCUACUUGCGUGAUACCAAUAAGUGCCUUCUUUGCAUCAAGUCUUUGGUUUGGUAACACAGCUUAUUUGCAUAUUUCUGUGGCUUUUAUCCAGAUGCUCAAAGCUCUGAUGCCUGUGGCAACAUUCCUCAUGGCUGUUAUGUGUGGCACCGACAAAGCAAGGUGUGAUAUGUUCUUCAACAUGUUGCUGGUCAGUGUUGGAGUUGUCAUUUCCUCCUACGGAGAAAUUCAUUUUAAUGUAGUUGGUACAGUUUAUCAGGUCACCGGCAUCUUUGCUGAAGCUUUGAGACUGGUCUUAACACAAGUCCUUUUACAGAAGAAGGGCUUGAGUUUAAAUCCUAUUACAAGCUUAUAUUACAUAGCUCCAUGCAGUUUUGUGUUUCUCUCUGUGCCCUGGUACCUGCUGGAAAAGCCUGUUAUGGAAGUUUCACAGAUUCAGUUCAAUUUUUGGAUCUUCUUUUCCAAUGCUCUAUGUGCUCUAGCCUUGAAUUUUUCCAUUUUCUUAGUAGUCGGUAGAACUGGCGCUGUAACCAUACGGGUUGCUGGGGUGCUUAAGGACUGGAUAUUGAUAGCCCUUUCAACUGUUAUAUUUCCAGAGUCUACAAUAACUUGGCUGAAUAUAAUUGGCUAUGCUAUUGCACUAUGUGGAGUUGUGAUGUACAAUUACAUAAAGGUUAAGGAUUUUCGAGCUUCUCAAUCACCAGAUGAAAUUAUUCCAGAUCGAAUCACCAAGGACUGGAAAUUCGAGAAGAGGUCAUCUGAUUUUUAUGUGCCAGAUAAUGUUAGUAGCAAUAGGGGAAGUGGUGGAGGCAAUGGUUCUCUUUCUGAUAUGAAAAUUGAUGAAGAAGCACCGCUAAUUUCUUCAUCAAGGGUGUCUCAUAUUGGACGUAUGCAGCUAGCCAACCAUGCAACAGGAAAAUGAAUACCCCAAUACAAGAUUCAUUUUAGAUCUUCCCCUUUUGGUGAAAAGAACAAGAGGAAGUUGGGUCAAAAGAACCACUCUUUAUUCUUUUUAAAUAGUGUGCUUUAUAGGAAUCAUGCAUGCUUGCUCUUUGUAAUCACAUUCAUGUUGAACCGUGGUUUAAUUAAGACCAGAGUGCGGAACCAAUUCUCCUCUUAA